GUGUAGUGUAUCCGGUUAGUCGUUGGGAGUUGCUCACAUGUGUUCUCAGUGAUCCUAGAGCAGACGUUUGUCUGCCCCCCAGCCCAAGUUCCACAUGUCUCUCCCCGCCGGCACAAUGGCCUUCGUGCCAGCCCCCAGCCCCACAGUGGUGGACCAGACCACCCUCAUGAAGAAGUACUUGCAGUUUGUAGCUGCCCUCACAGACAACAACACCCCUGAUGAGACCAAGCUCAAAAUGAUGCAGGAGGUCAGCGAGAACUUUGAGAAUGUGACAUCAUCUCCUCAGUACUCCACCUUCCUAGAACACAUCAUUCCACGCUUCUUGACAUUUCUCCAGGAUGGAGAGGUUCAGUUCCUGCAGGAGAAACCCACACAGCAACUGAGGAAGUUGGUCCUGGAGAUCAUACACCGGAUCCCCACCAACGAACACCUCCGACCGCACACCAAGAACAUCCUGUCUGUCAUGUUCCGCUUCCUGGAGAUCGAGAGCGAGGAGAACGUGUUGAUCUGCCUGCGCAUCAUCAUCGAGCUGCACAAGCAGUUCAGGCCCCAGAUCUCCCAGGAGAUACACCACUUCCUGGACUUUGUGAAGCAGAUCUACAAAGAGCUGCCCAAAGUGGUGGCACGUUACUUUGAGAACCCGCAGGUGAUAGCUGAGAACACGGUUCCCUCCCCUGAGAUGGUUGGCAUGAUCACCUCCGUCCUGGUCAAGACUGCCCCCGAGAGAGAGGACAGCGAGACGCGCACGCACACCAUCAUUCCCAGGGGCUCCCUGUCGCUCAAGGUGCUAGCGGAGCUUCCCAUCAUAGUGGUGCUCAUGUACCAGCUCUACAAGCUGAACAUACACAAUGUGGUGUCAGAGUUUGUCCCUCUCAUCAUGAGCACCAUAAUGCUGCAGGUGUCCCCACAAGCAAGGCAACACAAGCUUUACAACAAGGAGCUUUAUGCUGACUUUAUCGCUGCUCAGAUUAAGACCCUGUCCUUUCUGGCCUACAUCAUCCGCAUUUACCAGGACCUGGUAGGGAAGUAUUCCCAGCAGAUGGUGAAGGGCAUGCUGCAGCUGCUGUCUAACUGCCCGUCCGAGACGGCUCACCUGCGCAAAGAACUCCUCAUCGCCGCCAAACACAUCCUCACCACCGACCUGCGCAGCCAGUUCAUCCCGUGCAUGGACAAACUUUUUGACGAGUCCAUACUAAUCGGCUCUGGCUACACGGCCCGGGAGACACUGAGACCUCUGGCCUACAGCACGCUGGCUGACCUGGUGCACCAUGUGCGUCAGAACCUGCCCCUGACCGACCUGUCCCUGGCCGUGCAGCUGUUUGCCAAGAACAUCGACGACGAAUCGCUGCCCAGCAGCAUCCAGACCAUGUCCUGCAAGCUGCUGCUCAACCUGGUGGACUGCAUCCGCUCCAAGAGCGAGCAAGAGAACGGCAACGGGCGGGACAUCCUGAUGAGGAUGCUGGAGGUGUUUGUCCUGAAGUUCCACACCAUCGCCCGCUACCAGCUCGUCACCAUCUUCAAGAAGUGCAAGCCCCAGUCAGAGAUGGGCGUGGUGGACCCGGUGGCAUUGCCUGGCGUCCCUGCCACACCCACCCCGACCCCCGUCCCCGCCCUGCCCCCCCCGGUCCCCCCCACCCCCGUCACCCCUGCUCCUCCCCCCACCGCCGCCCUCGACCGGGCCGGGGAGAAGGAGGACAAGCAGACCUUCCUGGUGUCUGACUGCCGCAGCCUGGUCAAGACCCUGGUCUGUGGGGUGAAGACCAUCACCUGGGGGAUCACCUCCUGCAAGGCUCCUGGAGAGGCCCAGUUCAUUCCCAACAAGCAGCUGCAGCCUAAAGAGACUCAGAUCUACAUCAAGCUGGUGAAGUACGCCAUGCAGGCCCUGGACAUCUACCAGGUACAGGUUGCCAACAACCAGCAGACAUACAUCAGAGUGGCCAACUGUCAGACUGUGAGGAUGAAGGAGGAGAAGGAGGUGCUGGAGCACUUUGCUGGAGUCUUCACCAUGAUGAACCCGCUCACCUUCAAGGAGAUCUUCCAGACCACCGUCCCCUACAUGGUGGAGAGGAUCUCCAAGAACUAUGCUUUGCAGAUUGUAGCCAACUCGUUCCUGGCCAACUUGUCGACGUCGGCCCUGUUUGCCACCAUCCUGGUGGAGUAUCUGCUGGAGAGGCUCCCGGAGAUGGGCUCCAACGUGGAGCUCUCCAACCUCUACCUCAAACUCUUCAAGCUCGUCUUCGGCUCCGUCUCCCUGUUUGCGGCGGAAAACGAACAGAUGCUCAAGCCCCACCUCCACAAGAUAGUCAACAGCUCGAUGGAGCUGGCUCAAUCAGCCAAGGAGCCUUACAACUACUUCCUGCUUCUCCGGGCUCUCUUCCGUUCGAUUGGUGGUGGCAGCCACGACCUGCUGUACCAGGAGUUCCUGCCCCUCCUGCCCAACCUGCUGCAAGGCCUCAACAUGCUCCAGAGCGGCCUUCACAAGCAGCACAUGAAGGACCUGUUUGUGGAGCUGUGUCUGACGGUGCCUGUGCGCCUCAGCUCCCUGCUGCCCUACCUGCCCAUGCUGAUGGACCCGCUGGUGUCCGCCCUGAACGGCUCCCAGACUCUGGUCAGCCAGGGCCUGCGGACGCUGGAGCUGUGUGUGGACAACCUGCAGCCCGACUUCCUCUACGACCACAUUCAGCCAGUCAGGGCGGAGCUCAUGCAGGCCCUGUGGCGGACCCUGCGUAACCCGGCGGAGACCAUCUCCCACGUGGCGUACCGCGUCCUGGGGAAGUUCGGGGGCAGUAACAGGAAGAUGCUGAAGGAGUCCCAGCGGCUGCAGUACGUGGUGACCGAGGUGCAGGGCCCCAGCAUCAAGGCUGAGUUCACAGACUGCAAGGCCUCCAUCCAGCUACCCAUGGAGAAGGCCAUAGAGACGGCUCUGGACUGUCUGAAGAGCGCCAACACGGAGCCCUAUUACAGACGGCAGGCCUGGGAGGUCAUCAAGUGCUUCCUGGUGGCCAUGACCAGCCUGGAUGACAACAAGCAUGCCCUCUACCAGCUCCUGGCCCACCCCAAUUUCACCGACAAGUGGAUCCCCAGUGUGAUCAUCUCGCACCGCUACAAGGCCCAGGACACGCCGGCCAGGAGGACGUUUGAGCAGGCGCUGACUGGGGCCUUCAUGUCUGCCGUCAUCAAGGACCUGCGGCCCAGCGCCCUGCCGUUCGUGGCCAGCCUCAUCCGCCACUACACCAUGGUGGCCGUGGCCCAGCAGUGUGGUCCCUUCCUGUUGCCGUGCUACCAGCUGGGCAGCCAGCCCAGCACUGCCAUGUUCCACAGCGAGGAAAACGGCUCCAAGGGCAUGGACCCCCUGGUCCUGAUCGACGCCAUCGCUAUCUGCAUGGCCUAUGAGGAGAAGGAGCUGUGCAAGAUCGGAGAGGUGGCCCUGGCGGUCAUCUUCGACGUGGCCAGCAUCAUCCUGGGCUCCAAGGAGAGGGCCUGCCAGCUCCCUCUCUUCUCCUACAUCGUGGAGCGCCUGUGUGCGUGCUGCUACGAGCAGGCGUGGUACGCCAAGCUGGGGGGCGUGGUCUCCAUCAAGUUCCUCAUGGAGCGCCUGCCGCUCGUCUGGGUGCUGCAGAACCAGCUGACCUUCCUCAAGGCCCUCCUCUUCGUCAUGAUGGACCUCACAGGAGAGGUGUCCAAUGGCGCGGUCGCCAUGGCGAAAACCACGCUGGAGCAGCUGCUGGUGCGCUGUGCCACGCCCCUGAAGGAGGAGGAGCGCAGCGAGGAGCUGCUGGCCGCCCAGGACAAGUCCUUCCACAUGGUGACCCACGACCUGGUGCGCGAGGUCACCUCCCCCAACUCCACCGUCCGCAAGCAGGCCAUGCACUCCCUGCAGGUGCUGGCCCAGGUCACCGGGAAGAGCGUCACCAUCAUCAUGGAGCCCCACAAGGAGGUGUUACAAGACAUGGUGCCCCCUAAGAAGCACCUGCUGCGCCACCAGCCGGCCAACGCCCAGAUCGGCCUGAUGGAGGGCAACACCUUCUGCACCACACUGCAGCCUCGCCUCUUCACCAUGGACCUCAGCGUCAUGGAGCACAAGGUCUUCUACACGGAGCUGCUGAACCUGUGUGAGGCGGAGGAUGCUGCUCUGAUGAAGCUGCCCUGCUACAAGAGCCUGCCCUCCCUGGUGCCCCUGCGCAUCGCUGCCCUCAAUGCCCUGGCAGCCUGUAACUACCUUCCCCAGUCGAGGGAGAAGAUCAUUGCUGCUCUGUUCAAAGCCCUCAACUCCACCAACAGUGAACUGCAGGAGGCCGGGGAGGCAUGCAUGAGGAAGUUCCUGGAAGGGGCCACCAUCGAGGUGGACCAGAUCCACACUCACAUGCGCCCCCUGCUGAUGAUGCUGGGCGACUACCGCAGCCUGACGCUCAACGUGGUCAACAGGCUCACCUCGGUCACGCGCCUCUUCCCCAACUCCUUCAACGACAAGUUCUGUGACCAGAUGAUGCAACACCUGAGGAAGUGGAUGGAGGUUGUAGUGAUAACCCACAAAGGAGGGCAGCGUAGCGAUGGCAGUCCUGCAUUGGAGGGCGUGGAGGAGAUGAAGAUCUGUUCAGCCAUCAUCAACCUGUUCCACCUGAUCCCGGCCGCCCCCCAGACCCUGGUCAAACCCCUGCUGGAGGUGGUCAUGAAGACCGAGAGGGCCAUGCUCAUAGAGGCCGGCAGUCCCUUCCGGGAGCCCCUGAUCAAGUUCCUGACCCGCCACCCCUCCCAGACCGUGGAGCUGUUCAUGAUGGAGGCCACGCUCAACGACCCCCAGUGGAGCCGCAUGUUCAUGAGCUUCCUGAAGCACAAGGACGCCAAGCCCCUGAGGGACGUGCUGGCCUCCAACCCCAGCCGCUUCGUCCCCCUGCUGGUGCCCACCAGUACUGCAGCCGCCGUGCGCCCCGGCUCCCCCUCCACCUCCACCGCCAGGCUGGACCUGCAGUUCCAGGCCAUCAAGAUCAUCAGUAUCAUCGUGAAGAACGAGGAGGGCUGGCUGGCCGGGCAGCACUCCCUGGUCAGCCAGCUGAGGAGGGUGUGGGUGAGCGAGGCCUUCCAAGAACGCCACCGCAAGGACAACAUGGCCGCCACCAACUGGAAGGAGCCCAAGCUGCUGGCCUUCUGCCUGCUCAGCUACUGCAAGCGUAACUACUCUGAGAUAGAGCUGCUGUUCCAGCUCCUGAGGGCGUUCACGGGGCGCUUCCUCUGCAACAUGACCUUCCUGAAGGACUACAUGGAGGAGGACAUCCCCAAGAACUACAGCAUCGCCCACAAGCGAGCCCUCUUCUUCCGCUUCGUGGAGUUCAACGACCCGCACUUCAACGACGAGCUCAAGGCCAAGGUGUUGCAACACAUCCUGAACCCAGCCUUCCUCUACAGCUUUGAGAAGGGGGAGGGGGAGCAGCUCCUGGGCCCCCCCAACCCCGAGGGAGACAACCCCGAGAGCAUCACCAGCGUCUUCAUCACCAAGGUGCUGGACCCGGAGAAGCAGGCUGACCUGCUGGACUCUCUGCGGAUCUACCUGCUCCAGUUCUCCACCCUGCUGGUGGAGCACGCGCCCCACCACAUCCACGACAAUAACAAGUCCCGCAACAGCAAGCUGCGGCGCCUCAUGACCUUCGCCUGGCCCUGCCUGCUGCCCAAGGCCUGCGUGGACCCUGCCUGCAAGUACAGCGGGCACCUCCUCCUCGCGCACAUCAUCGCUAAGUUCGCCAUCCACAAGAAGAUCGUCCUGCAGGUCUUCCACAGCCUGCUGAAGGCCCACACCAUGGAGGCCCGGGCCAUCGUGCGGCAGGCCAUGGCCAUCCUGACGCCGGCCGUACCCGCCCGCAUGGAGGACGGCCACCAGAUGCUGACCCACUGGACCCGCAAGAUCAUCGUGGAGGAGGGCCACACCGUGCCCCAGCUGGUGCACAUACUGCACCUCAUAGUGCAGCACUUCAGGGUGUACUACCCAGUCAGGCACCACCUGGUGCAGCACAUGAUCAGCGCCAUGCAGCGUCUGGGCUUCACGCCCAGCGUGACCAUCGAGCAGAGGAAGCUGGCCGUGGACCUGGCCGAGGUCGUCAUCAAGUGGGAGCUGCAGAGGAUCAAGGACCAGCAGCCUGAGUCUGAGGCUGACCCCGCCCCCUCUGGAGAGGGCUCCUGCCCGGCGACAGGAGCUGGGGUGAAGAGGGGCCUCUCCAUGGACGCUGCCUCCUCCUCCUCUUCCUCCUCCUCGUCCGCCUCCUCCUCCUCCGCCGCCGCCACUCCCGGGCCGGACGCCAAGAGGUUCCGCACCGCUGCCGGCGCCGUGUCCACGGUGUUUGGCCGUAGUCAGUCCAUGCCAGGCACAGAGACCCUGCUCACCAAGCCUGUAGAGAAGCAACACACUGACACCGUGGUCAACUUCCUCAUCAGGAUCGCCUGCCAGGUGAAUGACAGCACCAGCGUGGCAGGCUCCCCAGGAGAGCUGUUGUCGCGGCGCUGCGUGAGCCUGAUGAAGACUGCUCUCAGACCUGACAUGUGGCCCAGGGCCGAGCUCAAACUGCAGUGGUUCGACAAGCUGCUCAUGACCGUGGAGCAGCCAGCCCAGGCCAACUUCUCCAACAUCUGCACAGGCCUGGAGAUCCUGUGCUUCCUGCUGACGGUGCUCCAGUCCCCGGCCAUCCUGGCCCACUUUAAGCCCCUGCAGAGGGGCAUCGCCGCCUGCAUGACCUGCAGCAACACCAAGGUCCUCCGGGCCGUCCACUCCCUGCUGUCCAGGCUCAUGAGCAUCUUCCCCACUGAGCCCAGUACCUCCACCGUGGCGUCUAAGUACGAGGAGCUGGAGUGCCUGUAUGCUGCCGUUGGAAAGGUCAUCUACGAGGGCCUCACCAACUAUGAGAAGACCACUAGCAGUGCUAACCCUACCCAGCUGUUUGGAACUUUGAUGAUCCUGAAGUCUGCCUGUAGCUAUAACUCCAGCUACAUCGACCGGCUCAUAUCGGUGUUCAUGCGCUCGCUCCAGAAGAUGGUCCGGGAACAUCUGAGCCCUCAGCAGGCCAACCCUGGAGCCACAGAGACCAGCACAGUGACCAGCGAGCUGGUGAUGCUGAGCCUGGACCUGGUGAAGACCCGCCUGUCCGUCAUGAGCAUGGAGAUGAGGAAGAACUUCAUCCAGGUCAUCCUCACCUCGCUCAUCGAGAAGUCGCCCGACGCCAAGAUCUUGCGGGCCGUGGUCAAGAUCGUGGAGGAGUGGGUGAAGAACAACUCCCCCAUGGCAGCCAAUCAGAUGCCUAACCUGAGAGAGAAGUCCAUCCUGUUGGUGAAGAUGAUGACCUACAUCGAGAAGCGUUUCCCUGACGACCUUGAGCUAAACGCCCAGUUCCUGGACCUCGUUAAUUACGUCUACAGGGACGAGAGCCUGUCUGGCAGCGACAUCACGUCCAAGCUGGAGCCCGCCUUCCUGUCUGGCCUGCGCUGUGCCCAGCCCCUCAUCAGGGCCAAGUUCUUCGAGGUGUUCGACACGUCCAUGAAGCGCCGCGUGUACGAGAGGCUGCUGUACAUGUGCUGCUCCCAGAACUGGGAGGCCAUGGGCAGCCACUUCUGGAUCAAGCAGUGUAUAGAGCUGCUGCUGGCUGUGUGUGAGCGGAACAGCAUUAUCGGCACCAGCUGCCAGGGCUCCAUGCUGCCGUCCAUCACACACGUCAUCAACCUGGCCGACAGCCACGACCGCGCCGCCUUCGCCAUGGCGACGCACAUCAAGCAGGAGCCGCGCGAGCGCGAGAACAGCGAGACCAAGGAGGAGGAUGUGGAGAUAGACAUCGAGCUGGCGCCGGGAGACCAGACGGCACUGCCCAAGACCAAGGAGCAGGCAGAGAGAGACGCAGGGAACCAGCUGCACAUGCUCACCAACCGCCACGACAAGUUCCUGGACUCUCUCCGAGAGGUCAAGACUGGGGCUCUGCUGAACGCCCUGGUGCAGCUGUGUCACAUCUCGACCCCCCUGGCUGAGAGGACCUGGGUCCAGCUCUUCCCCCGCCUCUGGAAGAUCCUGUCCGACCGACAGCAACACGCCCUGUCGGGGGAGAUGAGCCCCUUCCUGUGCAGUGGGAGCCACCAGUCUCAGAGGGACUGCCAGCCCAGCGCCCUCAACUGCUUCGUGGAGUCCAUGUCGCAGUGCGUGCCCCCCAUCCCCAUCCGGCCGUGCGUGCUCAAGUACCUGGGCAAGACCCACAACCUGUGGCUGCGCUCCACCCUCAUGCUGGAGCAACAGGCCUUCGAGAAGGGCCUCAGCCUGCACAGCAAGCCCAAGCAGAGCACCGACUUCUACGAGCAGGAGAGCAUCACGCCCCCCCAGCAGGAGAUCCUGGACUCCCUGGCGGAGCUGUACUCCCUCCUGCAGGAGGAGGACAUGUGGGCAGGGCUCUGGCAGAAGCGCUGCAAGUUCCCCGAGACGGCCACCGCCAUCGCGUACGAGCAGCACGGCUUCUUCGAGCAGGCCCAGGAGAGCUAUGAAAAGGCCAUGGAGAAGGCCCGGAAGGAGCAUGAGAGGAGCAACACCUCCCCGGCCAUCUUCCCUGAGUACCAGCUCUGGGAGGACCACUGGAUACGGUGCUCCAAGGAGCUGAACCAGUGGGAGCCCCUGACGGAGUACGGCCAGUCCAAAGGCCACAGCAACCCCUACCUGGUGCUGGAGUGUGCCUGGAGGGUCUCCAACUGGGCAGCCAUGAAGGAGGCGCUGGUACAGGUGGAGCUGAGCUGUCCCAAGGAGAUGGCGUGGAAGGUGAACAUGCACCGGGGCUACCUGGCCAUCUGCCACCCGGAGGAGCAGCAGCUGAACUUCAUCGAGAGGCUGGUGGAGAUGGCCUCCAGCCUGGCCAUCCGGGAGUGGAGGAGGCUGCCCCACAUCGUCUCCCACGUACACACACCUCUGCUGCAGGCUGCCCAGCAGAUCAUUGAGCUCCAGGAGGCGGCCCAGAUCAACGCAGGGCUGCAGCCGGCCAACCUGGGCCGCAACACCAGCCUCCACGACAUGAAGACGGUGGUGAAGACCUGGAGGAACCGCCUGCCCAUCGUGUCUGACGACCUGUCUCACUGGAGCUCCAUCUUCAUGUGGAGGCAGCACCACUACCAGGCCAUUGUGACGGCGUAUGAGAACAACACUCAGCACGACCCCAACACCAACAACGCCAUGCUGGGCGUCCACGCCUCUGCCUCCGCCAUCAUCCAGUACGGCAAGAUCGGCCGCAAGCAGGGCCUGGUGAACGUAGCCCUGGACAUCCUGAGUCGCAUCCACACCAUCCCCACCGUGCCCAUCGUCGACUGCUUCCAGAAGAUCCGGCAGCAGGUCAAGUGUUACCUGCAGCUGGCCGGAGUCAUGGGCAAGAACGAGUGCAUGCAGGGUCUGGAGGUGAUCGAGUCCACCAACCUCAAGUACUUCACUAAGGAGAUGACUGCAGAGUUCUACGCCCUGAAGGGCAUGUUCCUGGCCCAGAUCAACAAGUCUGAGGAGGCCAACAAGGCUUUCUCGGCAGCAGUGCAAAUGCACGACGUGCUUGUUAAGGCCUGGGCCAUGUGGGGGGACUACCUGGAGAACAUCUUCGUCAAGGACCGCCAGCUGCACCUGGGCGUGUCGGCCAUCACCUGCUACCUGCACGCCUGCCGCCACCAGAACGAGAGCAAGUCACGCAAGUACCUGGCCAAGGUCCUGUGGCUCCUGAGCUUCGACGACAAGAACACGUUGGCCGACGCCGUGGACAAGUACUGCAUCGGGGUGCCGCCCAUCCAGUGGUUGGCAUGGAUACCACAGCUGCUGACCUGCCUGGUGGGGUCGGAGGGCAAGCCCCUGCUCAACCUCAUCAGCCAGGUGGGCAGGGUGUACCCCCAGGCUGUCUACUUCCCCAUCAGGACCCUCUACCUCACGCUCAAGAUAGAGCAGAGGGAGCGCUACAAGAGCGACUCAGGCCAGCAGCAGCCCAGCUCAGUGGGCUCCCAGAGCCACUCUGCGUCGGACCCAGGCCCCAUCCGGGCCACGGCGCCCAUGUGGCGCUGCAGCCGCAUCAUGCACAUGCAGCGGGAGCUGCACCCCACCCUGCUGUCCUCCCUGGAGGGCAUCGUGGACCAGAUGGUCUGGUUCAGGGAGAACUGGCACGAAGAGGUGCUCCGCCAGCUCCAGCAGGGCCUGGCCAAGUGCUACUCGGUGGCCUUCGAGAAGAGCGGCGCGGUGACCGACGCCAAGAUCACGCCGCACACGCUGAACUUUGUGAAGAAGCUGGUGAGCACGUUCGGCGUGGGCCUGGAGAACGUGUCCAACGUGUCCACCAUGUUCUCCAGCGCCGCCUCCGAGUCGCUGGCCCGCCGCGCCCAGGCCACCGCACAGGACCCCGUCUUCCAGAAGAUGAAGGGCCAGUUCACCACAGACUUUGACUUCAGUGUCCCGGGCUCCAUGAAGCUCCACAACCUCAUCUCCAAGCUGAAGAAGUGGAUCAAGAUCCUGGAGGCCAAGACCAAGCAGCUGCCCAAGUUCUUCCUGAUCGAGGAGAAGUGUCGCUUCCUCAGCAACUUCUCAGCGCAGACCGCCGAGGUGGAGAUCCCAGGAGAGUUCCUCAUGCCCAAACCCACGCACUACUACAUCAAGAUCGCCAGGUUCAUGCCCCGGGUGGAGAUCGUCCAGAAGCACAACACGGCGGCCCGCCGCCUGUACAUCCGGGGCCACAACGGCAAGAUCUACCCCUACCUGGUGAUGAAUGACGCCUGCCUGACCGAGUCCCGCAGAGAGGAGCGCGUCCUGCAGCUGCUGCGCCUGCUCAACCCCUGUCUGGAGAAGAGGAAGGAGACCACCAAGAGGCACCUGUUCUUCACCGUCCCCAGGGUGGUGGCCGUGUCCCCCCAGAUGCGUCUGGUGGAGGACAACCCCUCGUCCCUCUCGCUGGUGGAGAUCUACAAGCAGCGCUGCACCAAGAAGGGCAUCGAGCACGACAACCCCAUCUCCCGCUACUACGACCGCCUGGCCACCGUGCAGGCCAGGGGGACGCAGGCCAGCCACCAGGUUCUGCGUGACAUCCUGAAGGAGGUGCAGGGGAACAUGGUCCCUCGCAGCAUGCUGAGGGAGUGGGCCCUGCACACCUUCCCCAACGCCACCGACUACUGGACCUUCCGGAAGAUGCUGACCAUCCAGCUGGCCCUCAUCGGCCUGGCGGAGUUCAUGCUGCACCUCAACCGCCUCAACCCUGAGAUGCUGCAGAUCGCUCAGGACACGGGGAAGCUCAACGUCUCCUACUUCCGCUUCGACAUCAACGACGCCUCGGGCGACCUGGACGCCAACCGGCCCGUGCCCUUCCGGCUGACGCCCAACAUCUCCGAGUUCCUGACCCCCAUCGGCGUGUCGGGCCCGCUCACCGCCUCCAUGAUCGCCGUGGCGCGCUGCUUCUCGCAGCCCAACUUUAAGGUCGACGGCAUCCUGAAGGCAGUCCUUCGAGAUGAGAUCAUUGCCUGGCAUAAGAAGACCCAGGAAGACACGUCCAUGCCCCUGUCCCCCGCUGGCCAACCAGAGAACAUGGACUCCCAGCAGCUUGUCUCAUUGGUCCAGAAGGCUGUCACCGCCAUCAUGACCCGCCUCCACAACCUUGCCCAGUUUGAGGGUGGGGAGAGCAAGGUGAACACGCUGGUGGCUGCAGCCAACAGUCUGGACAACCUCUGUCGCAUGGACCCGGCUUGGCACCCCUGGCUAUAGGAGAGGACUUCAGGCCAACAUUAGGGAAGAAUCCUGGGAAAGGGAUGAUACUUCCUGUCUCGUUGUUGUCAUGUCAACCAUGUGGCGACUGUGCUGUCAGCUUGUUGGUGGGCAUAAGCAGUCUGGAUGGACAUGCAGGAGCACUCGACUGCGGAAGGAACAGUUGAGGUUGUUCAAAUGGAAAACCGAUGUUAUGUCUACUUCUACUGAAGAUCCUGUUUAUUUGUUGAUUACAAAUAUCCUUUGCAUCAUUAUUUAAAACAAAACCAUUGAACUAAUGCUUAGAUCCCCUUUUUACAUAGCCCUGAAUAUUGAAGAAUAAUAUCCUCCUGUGAAUAACUGAUAAAGCUGUAUUGUUUGGUUUCCACUAGCUGUAGUAUGACCUGUUUAUUAGCUACUUUAAAAGACCUUUUGACUUUAGUUCAAGGGGCCAGAGGAGUCUGUGUAAGGGUAUACCUGUACUGUCCUGUCUCUACUGUACAGUUCUCUAUACUGUACUGUGCUCUCUAUACAGUCCAGUAUUACAUCCUGUACUGUACUGUGCUCGAUACAGUCCAGUAUUACAUCCUGUACUGUACUCUAUACAGUCCAGUAUUACAUCCUGUACUCAGCACGACCGCUGCAGUGUGGCAGCAGAGACAGUGAGGCUGCCUGCCUCUGUUACUAGUGUUCCUGGUGAAGCUGGCCUGCCUCAAGCCAGGUUUUGUAUGCCGUCUCCCCCCUCUUUUGUAAAGGUACAGCUUUAUACCAACUAAAGGAUUGUUACUUCUGCCAUGUAAAUAUGCAUUUUGUUUUAUUAAAAUGCUCUUUUUUAAAAUAUA
Messenger RNA from Hypomesus transpacificus, 12540 nucleotides. Its product is annotated as transformation/transcription domain-associated protein. Gene Ontology annotation, molecular function: transcription coregulator activity; protein binding. NCBI's taxonomy places the organism in Eukaryota, Metazoa, Chordata, Actinopteri, Osmeriformes, Osmeridae. Gene Ontology annotation, biological process: DNA repair; regulation of DNA-templated transcription. The record is from RefSeq and is a predicted model, not a curated record. Gene Ontology annotation, cellular component: SAGA complex; nucleus; NuA4 histone acetyltransferase complex.